AUGGGAGUCACCCAUGGAAAGAAGAGAGAUCUCCAUCCUUCUCCAGAGAAACACCUGAAUGGGUCUGCCUCAGCAAUGCAGACACACCAAAGUGAACAUCAAGACCAAUACUCGGAAUUUCAGGCUCCUUCGUCCCAACAACAGACUGAGGUGGAGAGUAGUAAUCUCAUCAGACCACAAAAAACUCCCAAUCCUUUAACGGCCUCCAAGAGCCACCAGGAGCUUCACAGAGAACUGCAGAUGACCCACAAGAGGAGAGUGUCUCAGGAAGGAAAGACUGAACUCCAGAGGGCGUUAGAAAAGAGGAGAUGGGAACAAAGGACGAAGGCGAGCAGAGAUCAGGAAGAGGCAAAGAAGAACAGAUCACCUCUUCAUCAGGAACUGUUGAAAAGACACCAGAGGCUAGAAAAGCUAGAGAGAGACGAAGGACAACAACGAGAGGGGCCAGAGUUCCUCCGAGUCAAAGAGAGACUGAGAAGAACUGCAGUGUUGGAGGAAAAGAGAUUCUUGGAGAAAGCUGCCAGUAAUGCAGAGUGUGAGAGCCAGAUUGAUGCAGACGAACGGUAA
This is a messenger RNA of Anoplopoma fimbria (sablefish), 567 nucleotides long. Its product is annotated as actin-associated protein FAM107A. Gene Ontology annotation, biological process: regulation of actin cytoskeleton organization; actin filament polymerization; actin filament bundle assembly. Lineage: Eukaryota; Metazoa; Chordata; Actinopteri; Perciformes; Anoplopomatidae. The record is from RefSeq and is a predicted model, not a curated record. Bases 1 to 567 code for a protein of 188 amino acids. The transcript has 6 exons. Gene Ontology annotation, cellular component: stress fiber; neuron projection; synapse.